Messenger RNA from Triticum urartu, 1148 nucleotides. The record is from RefSeq and is a predicted model, not a curated record. Lineage: Eukaryota; Viridiplantae; Streptophyta; Magnoliopsida; Poales; Poaceae.
CCCGCCCUGGCCUCCAUGUCCAUUCCUACGCAUGUCGGCCACCUCCCUCCGGCGGAGUUCAACCCCCACCCACGAGCACUGUUGCUCCACCCUCUCCCGCGCCCAUCCACAGACCGAGUGAGGGGUGAGGCAGCGCCCAGAUCCAUCGUCCCACUAGAAUGAGAUGCAGCACCAAAUGCCAAUCGAGACCUCGAUCUGGAUCGAGCAGGUGCUCUCCACCGAUGGGGCUUGGGCUGGCCGGUGUCCCAGGUUGACGUCCUCCUCCCUGCCGGUCCCGGCAACGCGCUCGGUCUCCGCAGCCAAUGGCGCAGUCCGGCAACAACGACGCCGCCCCGAUUAGUACUCAGCUCGCGGCGGAGGAUGUGAAGGUGGAGAGGACACCCGAGGAGGAGGAGGCCAUGCUAAGGUACCUCGAGUUCGUGCAGCGGGCGGUUGCACAGGCUGUCUUGCUGGUCGCUGCGGCCUACACAUAGGCCAAGCAGGACGUCGGCCCGCUACGCCCCGGCGUCGACCACGUCGAGGGGACCGUCAAGGCCAUCGUCUGCCCCAUGCGCCGCUGGAUUCGAGGGUGGAGCCCGAGCCUCCACUGGAGCAUGGAUCGGACGUGCAGGAGGUGGAGCUCCGCAUGGAUCAUGACAUGGUCGUCGUGGGGGCUUGGAUCAUCAAGUCCGCAGGCGGCGUCGGGGGCAGUGCAGUGCCAGCUGCUGGACAUAGUUCACCCUGGGUUGGUGCUGAUGCACAAGGUGAAUUUCGAUGCCAAGAUGGAGUACGACAUGAUCCAGAACUACAGGAUUCUCCUGGAUGUGUUCAACAUGCUGUGGAUAGGCAAGACCAGGAAAUGAAAGAUCUCUCGACAAACGGCCGCUUCCAGUCAGUUGGAUCUGAUGUUAUACCCGCACACGAUAGCUACCGGAGAAGCAACAAAUUAACAAGGACCCAAGCUGGACUCCCAAGUUCUUCGGCUCAAGGCGCUAAGGUGUUGGAGACGUGCCUGUACUUGUUGAGCGUUUUAUCUAUAGAGUGCUAUAUUGUGAUUGGUGUAAUAUUGUAUGGUUAUAUUGUGAUUGGUGGAAUGUAAUAAACUUGAUUGGUAUAUUGGUGAUUUGGCUGUUAUUUGAAUAUAUUUAAAAUGUGUUCUCUGAUUGGUA